Tarenaya hassleriana is the source of this 692-nucleotide messenger RNA. RefSeq names its product protein PLANT CADMIUM RESISTANCE 12. The transcript is spliced from 4 exons. The record is from RefSeq and is a predicted model, not a curated record. Lineage: Eukaryota; Viridiplantae; Streptophyta; Magnoliopsida; Brassicales; Cleomaceae. The coding region runs from base 119 to 607 and encodes 162 amino acids.
UUCGUUACGGAAACAGAAACUGUAUUAGUUAUUAGAGAGAUCGAUCAUUACAUAAAUUUCGAAAGUAUAUUUUCUUGUUAUCGGAAUUAGGAUUAAUUUAUCGAGAAUUUUAAAAGAAAUGUAUUCGAACGGUCCGGUGUUCAAGGCAGAGACGACGAUGUCUUUCCGAGAUCAGCCGUACGCCGGACAACUUCCUCAGGGCCUUUGGACCACCGGACUUUGUGACUGCCACGAAGAUCCUCAAAUCUGUUUUCAGACCGCUGUCCUGCCAUGCAUCACGUUUGGGCAGAACUCGGAGAUCGUCAGCAGAGGAACAAUCCCAUGGUCGAAUUCGAGUUCAAUACAUAUGGUGCUGAGUUUGGUGGGAUGCUGUUGCAUCUAUGGCUUCCCGAACAGGACGAGGCUAAGAGAACACCUCUCCCUGCCCGAGGAGCCAUGCCGAGACUGCCUUCUCCAUAUCUUCUGCACCCAUUGUGCUCUCUGUCAAGAAUCUCGUGAGCUCAAGAACCGGGGAGCCGAUCCCUCCAUCGGUUGGCAAGCGAAUAUAGAGAAAUGGAGCGAAGAGAAAAUAACUCCGCCGAUUGUUGUACCUGGAAUGUCUCGUUGAGGUUUGUAUAUCCCAAUAUGGGGAAAAAACCUUCUGUAGGUGUCUGAAAUUUUCAGAUGAAAAAUGAUGAUUCCGAAUGGUUUAA